UUCUGUUUUGAUUUAGUAGCAGACCACCGCCAAAUUAAAAGAAGUUCCACUUCCAAAGAGGCCAAAGUUUUUCAAUUUUAUGGAGAGCGGUAUCAGCAUUCUUCAUCAACAUCAAAAUGCACAAGACUUCAGCCAACAUGUCCAAAGAAAAGAAACAAGUACCACCUGAUGGGGGUUGGGGAUGGGUUGUGGUUAUUGGUGUUAGUAUUGUUAAUUUAUGUACGAGAUCAAUAGAGCAAUCCUUUGGACUCCUGUUCGGAGACCUUCUUCGAGAACUAAACAUCGAAACAACAGGAGCUGCAGUUAUAAUGAGUUCUCUAGAUGCUCUAGUCAACUUUUCAGGAUUGCUAGUAGGACCUUUAAUUCGUGCCUUUUCCUAUCGUAAAAUUUCUCUUCUUGGAACAGCGUUGUGCAGUCUUGGAUUGGUACUUACUUUUCCUGCAAGAAGUAUGGCGCAUAUUCUUAUUACCUACAGUAUUGUUAAUGGUUUAGGAGUCGGCUUGGCAUCCUCAUCAACAUUCGUAGCUCUUAGCAAUUACUUCGUUAAGAGACGUGGACAAGCCGUAGGCUUCUCCUUGGCAGGUACAGCUGUAGGUAUGAUGGUGAUGCCACAAGCUAUUCGAUAUCUAUUGGAGUGGUACUCAUUUCGAGGCGCAAUUUUGGUACUUGGAGCAUUUGCCAUGAAUGGUAUUGCGGGCUCCGCGGUACUACAACCCGUUGAGUGGCAUUUGGUUGAUGAGGAAGUUGACGAAGAGGCGGGAGUAUAUCAUCAGGAAAUGGAAACAAUCAAAGAGACUGACGACGAAGAUCUCGACUUACCAGAAGGACAAACAUUAAUCAGCAAAAAUUAUUCAGAAGUAGCGAUGAAACAUUUAGACGAACCGUCGAAACAAGGAGGCCUUACCAGAAAAUCAACAUUCCCCCGUAACUUCUCAACGAUGAGUUUUACCGGGGCUCAAAGAAGGCGAAAAGUUUCGACAGAGUCCUUUUGGUCCAGUUAUUCGAGGCUAGACUUGACUGAUUCGAAUGCGCAGCUACAAUUUGAUUCAAAAGAAAAUCCAGAUACUAUGUACACGCCCUCCAGACAGUUACGGAGAAAUAUGACCUUCCCUGGCAUACCACUAGCAGCAUCACAAAAGAUCCGACCAAUCUCACCACCGAAGGAAGAACCAAAACAAACUGGAUGGCAGAAAGUUGUAGAAUUCAUGGAUCUGGAUCUCCUCAAAUGCCCAAUUUACCUGAAUUUGGUGUUUGGUCUUUCGUUGGCGUUCGUGGCUGAACAAAACUUUAAAACAGUCCUUCCAUUCUUUUUUCUAAAUUUAGGAUACGAUAAAAAGGACGUAGCAACGUUCUUAUCCUUCCAAGCAUUUACUGAUAUUUUGGCAAGACUGAUUUUACCACCUAUCUGCGACCGGGUCAACCUGUCCAAAAAGACGUUUUUUAUGAUAGGAAUUUUCUCUGUUGGCAUAGCUCGAUCAGCAUUGGCCCUACAGACUGAAUGGACGAAUAUCGUCAUAUGGCUACUAGUUUGCGGAUUUGCCAGAGGAGCAACAUUAAUCAACUUCACUAUCACUAUUGCAGAGUAUACGUCCGAAUUUGCAAAUUUAGAAAAACUUCCAGCAGCUUUUGGGCUGCACAUGGUCGGAAAAGGACUAUGUAUUGUUACAUUAGGGCCUCUUUUAGGUUAUAUUAGAGACGCUACAAAUAGUUUUCCAAUUUGCAUUCACUCUCAAACACUCCUCAUCACAAUAGGAUGUUUAGCUUGGGUGACGGAAUACAUCGUGGUGUGGUGCCGCAAACGAAACAAGGCGCCAUCUGUAGCAAACACAGAAACUACGACGAGCACCUGACGUCAAAGUUUUUAAGAAACGUGUAUAAUUCAGUAUUUAUUUAAACGUGAAGAGACGACCAUACCUAAUCACUCUUGUAACAGUAUUAAAGAUUGACUAUUUAGUCAAAAAACAUUCUGUGAUUUAGUCUGUAAGGGUUAUUUUAAAUAAAUACAGCUUUUAUAAAAGAUUUCUUAAUAAAAAAAUUUCGAUG
This is a messenger RNA of Diabrotica balteata, 2043 nucleotides long. NCBI's taxonomy places the organism in Eukaryota, Metazoa, Arthropoda, Insecta, Coleoptera, Chrysomelidae. The record is from the annotation of a GenBank genome assembly.